CAUAUAUCUAUCAUCUAUCAAAAUAUAAAAAAGCCGAACAACCGGUGUUGUAACUCACCAGAAAAUUUCCUAUGAAUGGAAGCCAAGUAAUUUUGUCGUAAUUUUUGUAUUCCAGUUCUCUACCCCUACUCCUAAUAACAUAUUACAAGUUAAUUUUACACAUUUACAUAUUUUUCUCCUCUCUCAAGCAACCGACAUGGCGAAAUUCUUUUGCCCUUUUCUAAUUCACUCCUUCCAUCGAAGUUGUCUCCUAUCUAUGGCGGACAGAGAUCUAGGAAUACUCCCGUAGUUCGUUUAGGUUUGUGAUUCUUGUGCUGCACAAUUUUGACUCACCAAAAUCUACCGUGUCAACAUUCAAGAUCUUGACUGUUAGCGGUGGUGGGCCACAGAGGUAAGAAGUCUUAGUCAGCUAUACUCUCACUCACAGAGCUAAUUAAACGGAACUGACAAGAACGUGGUGAAUGUGAAUGUUCAUAACCUAGAAGAUUUUAUCGGUACCCUUGAUGUGUAUGUACAUCAGGCAAGGGACAUUCCGAACUUUUAUAAUUACUACAAGAAAUAUGUUUAUGCCAAGCUUUGCCUGACCAGUGAUCCUGACAUUGUUGUAUCCACACGAAUCAUCAAUGGUGGGGGGAGAAAUUCAAUUUCAAUCAAAGCCUUCGGCUGAUUGUUAGGACGGUAGAAUCCUCCUUAAAAUGUAAUUUUAAGAGACUUAAACUCCAUUCUCGGAGAUUACAGUAUCAACCCUCAACACUUUGGCUGGUUGGCUCUAUACGAAAGGCCCCACAAUACCGGUCUGGCUGGCGGCGGCCUCGGUAGCAUAUAGGAAAGGUUGUCUCUCACCUUUGCUCUUUUUCACUAUUAUAAGGGAAAUGCCAAUGAAUUGUAGCCACUUUACCCCCUAAUACAACAGGCCAGCAAAAUGAAUUGUAUGGCACGUGCACGUACCCAAUAACUAGUCAUACCAAUAACUAGUCAUAUCAAAGUGUGUCAUUGUGUUGUUUCCUUGCUUGAUUAUCAAGUUGUAAUCUAAUGUUAUUAGGUCUCUAAUACUCCUUGUAUAGUACGGAGUAUUGGAGAAUUAUGUAUUUAGGGAACCUAAAUACGGAGUACUUAUCUUGUGUACAUUGAUGAUUCUAGCUAGUUUCCUAAUUUAUAUUAGGUUGUGUGUUAUGAUUAUUCGUGGGCGUUGAUUUCUAUUUAUAACACACACUAGAUCCUACGUUUCAUCGUUUUCCUAAGUCACGUAGAAUUCUAUCUUAUAUUUCGUAUUAUAUAUAUAGCUAAGAUAUAACACAACUCUACCACAUACGAUAUUCUAUCGGCUAGGAUAAAUAUACUUUACAGAUUUCCGCUCCCAUAUUCUAUCAUAUAGCCAAUUCUGAAUUUCCUGUAUCUUGGACGGCCCUUCUUGUCUAUCAGCAUGAAGAUUAAGAUAAACAACAAUGUCAGAUGGCUAAGAAAAAAUUGCAGGAAAAUUUGGGUGUUGAAAAAGAAAAAAGACAGGUUGAGUUCACUUCCAGACGAUAUCUUGACCAAAAUACUAUCUUGCCUCCCUAUCAAUUCCGCUGCCACCACCUCCGUCCUAUCCACCCGAUGGCGUCACCUCUGGACCGGAGUCACCAACUUUGUCGCGUUGUCCGAAAUCGGCAAAAACAACAACAAAGACGAAGACGACAUCCUUUUUGUACAAAAGCUCAUAAAGCUGACCUCUUUGAAACUGCACAACUUUCAUAUUGAAUUGAAAUCUCUAUCUAACUUUUUGAUAUUUAACGUUGUAACAAAUAUACUAAGAGAUCAAAUAUCAUGCUUCCAUGAAGUUUGCAGUCGAGAUGUGGAGAAUAUCAAUAUCUUCUGCCCCGAUGAGGGAAAUAGAUACGUUCUUUUCGUCCCGCCCUUUGUGUUUACAACCAAAUCUCUGGUAAGUUUAACUUUGGGUUUCAUGCAUAUUUGUUUUCGUAUGCCUGAAAACGUAGCUAUUCAACUCCCUAAUUUGAAGAAUCUUGAUUUGCGCUAUCUUUCCAAGAUCCCUCCUUGGUUAGAAACUCUGUGUAGGUGUAGCCCUUUGUUGGAAGUUUUAGACUUAGAGUUUAUAUUACGAGACAUUGAGCCUCGUAUUGUGAAUAUAUUUGCUGCCAAUUUGAAGUCAUUGUGGAUAAAGAGUUGUUACUCCGUGGUAAGAAGUCAGAUACAUCGCAACAAAUUCUACAUCGAUACACCUAAUUUGGAAUACCUGACUAUAGUUGAUAGCACUUCGUGUUAUUACUUGACCCAAAAUCCAACUACAUUACUGGAAGCAUCACUUGAUUUGACCAGGACUCUAACUGAAACUGCUGCAAUGUUAGGAGAUUAUGAUUAUCGAAAAGACAUGGCCAAGUUUGUUAGAAGAAUGUGUAAUGUUAGUAACAAUCUUCACUUGAGACUUGAUAGAAACUCGAAUAUAAUGGGUUACCUUUCUAAUGGUGAAAUAAAUAAUGGAGUUAUGUUUGGUAAACUAGCUACUCUUACAUUGGAUUUGAGAAUGAUUGGUAUGAGUGGGUGGAAGGAUUUGCUGCUUUGUUUGGAAUGUUUUCCCAACUUAAAGAAUCUUGAGGUGCAUCAUUAUUGGCUUACAAAUAAUGAUGAUGUUGCAGUGGAGUACGAUAAACCAGCAGAUUGUUUGGUGAAUAAAAUCAAGAGAAUAACAAUAUUUGGAUUGAUUUGGUUAACUCGUGAGCUUGAAUUGAUAGCUUACCUUCUGAGUAAUGCAACUGUUUUAGAAGAGUUUCACAUAAGAGAUGGACUAAGUUUGGGAAAUGAUCUUCGUAAGUCGUUGUUCGAUCUUCCAAGGGCCUCUUCAACUUGUGAGAUUUGGAUUACAUCUGAGGAUAUAUAUAGUAGAAUCAAGUCAUGAGUCAUGACUGCAAAGAUGGAAUUCUUCAGAAACAACAACGUAUGGCUUUACGAAGUUUUUUUUAUUUUUUAUUUUAUUUUUAUUGAAGGUGCUUUACGAAGUACGUAGUAUGAAGUUUACUGUAUUAUUGAAAUUAAAGAUGUUCCUGUUCUAAGGAAAAUUUGUCAAAA
This is a messenger RNA of Spinacia oleracea (spinach), 3063 nucleotides long. RefSeq names its product FBD-associated F-box protein At5g27750-like. NCBI's taxonomy places the organism in Eukaryota, Viridiplantae, Streptophyta, Magnoliopsida, Caryophyllales, Amaranthaceae. Gene Ontology annotation, molecular function: protein binding. The record is from RefSeq and is a predicted model, not a curated record. Bases 1424 to 2893 code for a protein of 489 amino acids. The transcript has 2 exons.